AUGGCAGGUGGUAGGACGCGACGACCCGAGCGGAGCUCCAGUGACACGUGCUGUAAGCUAGGCAGCAGGAGAUACGCAUGUUGCCCACUUCCGAACGCCGUCUGCUGUCCGGACCGGGAACACUGCUGUCCAUCUGGGUACGCGUGCGAUAACGAAACGGACGCGUGCAAGCCGCCCCACACAGGAGAAGCGGCCCGCGCGGUGUUCCUGACGCAGGCUCUUGGCGGUAGCGCGAACCGCCAUGCGGAGAGGUACGUCGUCUGCGGUCUUCAAGGCAAGACAGUAUGCCCCUCCAGCCACACGUGCUGCACGACGACGCUGGGGAGUGUUACCAACCACAGUUGCUGUCCGUCCCGGGACGCCGUAUGCUGCGCUGACGGAAGACACUGCUGCCCCAAGAGAACAACGUGCGAUCUUGCCGCUGGACGAUGCAUCCACAACGAGGUCGACUUGCCUGGAACCAGAACGCUCAGGCUGACUCCUGCGAGGCAGUACGGAAAGGAGAGUACGCCCCGUCCCGUCUCGGGGGUCAUCGUGCCGUGUAGCGAUGGAAGGUCUCACUGCCCCGACGGGUACACUUGUUGCGUGGCGCCCAGCGGAUCGUACAGCUGCUGCCCGCUGAAAGACGCCGUGUGCUGCGACGACAACGUGCACUGCUGUCCCCACGGAACCGUGUGCAACCCUGACCGCGGUGCUUGCCAAAAGGAAGGACUUUUGCACGUGCCGUGGAGUACCAAGGUUCCGGCCACCCCACUCUUGUAAAGCAGUCAUCUUAGAAUACCACGCAGAUCGCUUUUGGGAUGUCGUUUAGCGGAUAUCUUAACUAAAAUAUUGACUAUAAAUUCAUUCUUCACGAUUCGUUUUCAAUUCGCUUCUGGUGGGCGCUAACAACAAUUAUUUAUCUUGCGUGCCUCCCUUAGUACCACAGAUACCUCGGCUUCCACUUCACCCUUAUCUAUUCCCCUUCCGUGCAAAGGGUAUGUGUAUGCCCCUGAACGGGACCACAUGGCGCGAAUGAGCACAAAAUGAAGCUCGCAUGCUUACAGGCCGUGCAAUACUUUUUGAGCAUGCUCACAAAAUGCUGCCGAUGGGUAGUCGAGGCUCCUCAAAGCAUGUUAUCCAAACACCAUAGCGCAGCACGCGGCCUGGAAUUUACAAUUAAUUCUCAAAGUGCAGCUAGAAAUCGUUCCCUCUUCCCUCGACAAAUGAAACCAUAAACCCAAAGUACAUGACC
Messenger RNA from Rhipicephalus sanguineus (brown dog tick), 1234 nucleotides. RefSeq names its product progranulin-like. Bases 1 to 762 code for a protein of 253 amino acids. Lineage: Eukaryota; Metazoa; Arthropoda; Arachnida; Ixodida; Ixodidae. The record is from RefSeq and is a predicted model, not a curated record. Gene Ontology annotation, cellular component: extracellular region. The transcript is spliced from 2 exons.